CUGUGACGGCUGAAAGUUGAGUGUCAGCGACAAUAGCACUGGGUCAAAAUAGUUUUGUUUCUUGCCUCUGCGUGUGUGUGUGUGUGUUUUGGGGGGUUAAAUGAGGGGUUAAAGGGUUAAAACUUCAAAAUAACUGAGUCAUUACAAUUGAGUUUCAGUUUGGUUCAGACUCAUGGCGAAGGUUAGCUAUGUGUUUGGGAUGGCGAGGGUUAGAGUGAGAGGCUGGGGAACGUCAAUGGGAGGUCCUCAGAUAGGCAGAAAUACGAACGUGUGUGUGUGUGAGAGAGCGAGAGAAGAACAUUGUGUGAGCUUCACUGGGCCUCUGUUAAGCAAAGUGGAUUAGGUAAAUGGCAGCAAAUCAAUGAACAGAAUGUCGACACACAAACAGACACACAUUAGGUCACAUUCCACCAUCCAGAGCCAGUUUCUCAUCCGACCCAUUCAAAUGUCUGUUUAUUUUGGCUGUUUCUUAUUCUGCAUUUACUCAAGUUUUCAGUUUGAGACAGCCUUAGACAUCUAAUGCUCCAUGUAAAACAACAUGGUGGGCCUGAUUCGGGCCCACGGCCUCGGGUUUGACAUGUGAAUUAAUCCUGAAUCUUAAUAUUUAGAAGCUGAAGACUCUACCAACGCUCUUGAUGUGCCCUUCGGAAGUGAUCCGAAACCUGCGUGGGAGUCUUACGUAUGCCUGAUGACGGUUCACCAGACCACGUCAUAUGUGGGAACUCUUCCCUCGCUGCCUCCCCCCCACCUCGCCGUCAAAAUCCCCAUUCCAGCUCCUCUGCAUGGGCGUCCCAUUCCGACCAAUCGGAGCCCAGCACCAAGACGGGAAUCUGCAUAAAUCCGCAUGGCUAAUGUCCCGUGCAGAUUGAAGCAGCAACAGUGUGACGUCAUCAUUUUUCAUGAAACAAAACAACUGCAUUUUUUUUUUAAAUCCCCCGCCCUAAUUAAUGCGUUAAAUCAUUUCCAUUCGAAAAGAGAGGAAAACAAACUGCAUUUGUUUGUGUAAUUGCCCAUGAGCAAGAGAUGAAGAAGAGGAAAGUGUGUGUGUGAGAGGGAAGCUGCAUAAACAGUGGAGAUGGAUGAGUCUAUUACAGCGGCAGCUAAUCCAGCUAUUAGGAAGUAGAGUGGAAGAACGUGAUAGAAAGGUUACACGCGUCCGUCUAAUGGCUCUAAAUACUGACUUAAACGGCAAGUCAAGGAAUUUUAGAGAUCAUUACAGAUGUUACCCCGGGGUGUCACCGGGACUUAUGGGCCUUCUGCUGCCUUUUGUUCUCCUCCGAUGAUUAUAGACUUGAGCCACGAAGAAGGACCUGUCAGCGUUCGGCUAACAAGGCUGUCACUUCAUCUGCUGGUCAUCGCCUCGGAAAAAAAAACAAAAAACAUUUUCAUCAUAAAAAAUGUCUCUACAUUCAUUUAUGAGUCUUUAUUUUCUGAAUCUCUGAUUCAAUACAUGUGGAUGUUAAAUUAUACUUGCUUUCACUGACUUUAUCCAUUUUUUAAAUCCCAUAUUAUUAGAUUUGAAGCUCCUAUUGGUCGCAGUAGAUUUGUCGUCUCUGAUCCUGACUAUUGUGGUGAGAGGAUUUAAAUAACAGCACUUCUCAGGGUUUCACCUUUAGUCCUUCACUGCUUAAAUACAGUCAGUGCAUUUGUGUGCAUUCUUCUUCCCUUGUACUGUUUGUUGUGCAAGCAGGCUCCGGACCACUGCUGCCACCUGCUGUCUGAUUAAGCACAUUGAUAUCAACAAUAUUUGUCAUGCUAAAAUGUUAAAAAUAAAUGCAGGUUAAAAAUAUCAGUUGAAAAUAUUUAUAUUAUGAUCAUUUAGGACCGGUAAGAUGCAGAAUAUUUUGGAAUUAGUUCUGCUUUGCUGACGUUGUUGGUAGCUGGGUGACAUUUUCAGCAGCGUUUGUCGAGAUUUCUGUCAUCUCACAUUUCAUUUAAUGAAAACAUUAGGAUAACUCUCAUUUGCAGGAGGUCCUUUCUUCCUGUGGCAAUAAAAACAAUCUGAAAAAAAUCACAAUGAAGGAUUCUACUUGAACUGAAUUUUCUUACACAUUGUUCACAUGGUUUCUAAGCUCUUUAGUAUAGCUUUUUUGCACUUUAUAAUAUUAUUUCUUUUUAAUUUAUUGUCAUAUGUUGAGUACAGAGCAUGUUACGAACACAAUUUCCCUUGGGAUUAAUAAAGUUUUUUUGAUUCUGAUUCUGAACACACAGGAACACACAUCAGCCUCCUGGGCUCAGGAAUAUAAACUGAGUGAAUGAAUAUUCUCUUCUUCUUUACUCUUCGACACUUCCUGUCUUCUGAUGACAUUCCCCUCACCCUACCUUAUUACACCAUCGCACAGAAACUCCCACCUCAAGGGCAGAAAUCUGUGAAGCCGUUUGCUAUUAACCAAAGGUUGAGGUCAAUAUCAAAGGCCUUGGUGGCGAGUCACUAGAGAUCUUUCAAGAAUUCACCAUUCUCAGAGGCCUUCCUGAUAUGCUUACAAGACAGAAAUGUGAAGAUGAGCAAAAGGGAUGGAGGCCUCACACCUUCAUGGCUCAGGUCAGGUGGAAUUGUACCCAUCGUGUAACACUGGGUGAGUCACUGAGAUUCAGAUGUGUGGUGACCAAACGGGAAGUCCUUAUAUGGUGAAAUCGCUUUAGGUAACAUUAUAAGCCGCGACGCUUUAAGCCUGGAAAUUUACUGUUGCUUUUGCGUCACUACUCUGUGGGGUCUCUUUUAUGACAGCAGCUCAAGUCGCACAUCCAUCUUGGAACGGGAUUGGACCAGCUGACAGCUGUGUAUCAGCCAAUCAGAGCGCAGGGUGUUGCAUCCAUCGUCGUGGUGAUGAGUCUACGUUCAGAGCUGGAGGAUGAGGAGCAGAGUGAGAGAAGACGUGUCGAUGGAGUGUCGCAUAGCAACGUAAGGGGGCGGGACAAAAAGGACAGUAGCCAUAUGGAUAGUGGUGGGCGGGGCUUAUUUUCAGACCGUGCUGAGGGCGGAGCUCCUUGCUAUAGUCUCAAGUGCCGGCUGGAAUUCAAGCUCCCGCUCUACUGUAAACUCCCCUUUGUGGCCUCCACUCUUCACCGCCUGGGCCUGAAGAUACAGCAGGACUCCUGGACAAGCCUUAGAAAAUGUCCAACAGCGUCAACUGGAAGCCCUUUGUGUUCGGCGGCCUGGCGUCGGUGACUGCCGAGUGCGGCACGUUCCCCAUCGAUUUAACCAAGACCCGUCUACAAGUUCAAGGACAAGUAGGCGACAGCAAAUACCGCGAAAUCCGGUACCGAGGCAUGCUCCAUGCGUUGGUCCGGAUAGUGCGGGAGGAGGGGCUCCGAGCACUGUACUCCGGAAUCUCCCCUGCUAUGCUAAGACAAGCGUCCUACGGGACCAUCAAGAUUGGAACAUACCAGACGUUUAAGCGACUUCUGGUUGAGAGGCCAGAAGAUGAGACCUUACUGACUAAUGUGUUGUGCGGCGUUCUCUCCGGGGUCAUCUCCUCCUCCAUCGCCAACCCCACUGACGUGCUGAAGAUCCGCAUGCAAGCUCAAGGCAGCGUGAUCCAGGGCAGCAUGAUGGGGAACUUCAUCAACAUCUAUCAGCAGGAGGGAACACGAGGACUCUGGAAGGGCGUCUCGCUCACGGCUCAGCGGGCAGCGAUCGUCGUCGGGGUCGAACUGCCUGUCUAUGACAUCACCAAGAAGCACCUGAUCCUGUCAGGCUACAUGGGCGACACGGUGUACACGCACUUUUUGUCCAGUUUUGUUUGCGGCCUGGCCGGAGCACUGGCGUCCAACCCGGUGGAUGUAGUCCGGACACGCAUGAUGAACCAGAAGGGCGGCGCUCUGUAUCAGGGAACACUGGACUGUCUCCUGCAGACCUGGCGCUCCGAGGGCUUCAUGGCGCUCUACAAGGGUUUCUUCCCCAACUGGCUUCGCCUGGGACCCUGGAACAUCAUCUUCUUCCUCACCUACGAGCAGCUAAAGAAGAUCGACGUGUGAGCGACAGAGACUGUUCUCUGAAGGAGACUGAAGAGUACCAAGGCGGCCGAAGGACUCAGUCGGAUCUUUGAAAGAGCCACCGGUGUUAGUGACGGGUCGACCCCGACCAAAGGUGCCACGAGCGCUGGUCAGCCUCUUUUUUUUUGAAGGAGGCCGUUCCUCUUCCGAGCAUGGGCGCGACUGUUGAAGCUCCAAGUGCUGCAUUCAAAAUUCAUUUAAACAGCUAAGCGCCAUCUUUGUUGUUGUCAGCUGCUGUUAGCUCGCUACGAAACGGCUGACAAUCAAAUGAUUCCAUUGUUGGAUGAUAAGGAAAAUCCAAGUGUGACAGGACGUUUUCUAUAUUUCUAGAGUGAGUGGCGGGUGUUUGUUUGUCCAAGGCUGGUGAAGGUUUGUUUUAAUUUAAAAGCUUCUGUGGAUUUUUGUGUUACACGUGUGGCCAUGUCAUGUGAUAGCUGGGGGGCGCCCCCUGCCCUUUUGUGGCGUAAGAGUUCGCUUUGCUAAUUUAAACUUGCGGAAAUGUUACAUAAGCCAACCCAGAGUGUCAUUCGAUGUUUACAGCUCACUUUCUCUGCUCCUGUUUUUGCACGCAGACGCUUCUUGACAACUGUGCCUUUAUUUUAAAUAUUUUUUAUACAUAUAAAUAUAUAUAUAUGUACUUGAGCUGCUUCAACUGCCAAAUUGUGAGCUGCUUUUCAUGCCAAAAUAAAAAAGUGAAAUCAA
This is a messenger RNA of Synchiropus splendidus (mandarinfish), 4698 nucleotides long. RefSeq names its product kidney mitochondrial carrier protein 1. The record is from RefSeq and is a predicted model, not a curated record. Gene Ontology annotation, biological process: mitochondrial transport. The coding region runs from base 3115 to 3978 and encodes 287 amino acids. NCBI's taxonomy places the organism in Eukaryota, Metazoa, Chordata, Actinopteri, Syngnathiformes, Callionymidae. Gene Ontology annotation, cellular component: mitochondrial membrane. The transcript is spliced from 10 exons.